Candidula unifasciata is the source of this 1257-nucleotide messenger RNA. The record is from the annotation of a GenBank genome assembly. NCBI's taxonomy places the organism in Eukaryota, Metazoa, Mollusca, Gastropoda, Stylommatophora, Geomitridae.
AUCAAUUCAAGCAGUGAUGAGGCACAGAAGCAGGUAGAAGCUCAUUUUACACGCUUGAAAAAUGCCUUGAUAGCAUCGGUGGACAAGCGACUGGAGCAGCUGAAGACUGAGAUUGAGAGCAUCAGGGAGUCAGCUCUAAAACCUUUGGAUGAGUGCAAGGCUCUAGUGGAUGAAGGUCUGAAGUCGGCAGCCCAUGUUAUGGAAGAAGGGACCAGCAUUCUCAGUAAUGAACCAGAAAGCAAUACUGAGAAAAUUAUCAAGUUCAAAGAAAAUCCCAAGACUAAAUCUCUAUCAAGCGUUCCAGCCAUCCCAAGUCCAGCGGAGGUGGCCUGUGUGAAUGUAGUUCUGAAUCCUGACUUCCAUGCUCAGCUAGAGGCUGUGAUUUCCCUAGAAGGUAAAGUGCUAGCCAGGGCACCAGUCCAGAUCACGGAUAUCAUAGAGAAGCCCGGCAGCUUGCUUGUUCAGUGGUGUGAAGAGAUUGAUGAUGACAGUGAGAUGUAUGAGUUCUGGCUGCAGUAUGCGAUGGGAGGCUACAAGAACCUGAACGAUUCCAAUGCUGUCUUCCACACUGCUUACGUCGGCACUUCCAACAGUUACCUCGUGAAGCACCUGCGGACCAAUACGGCGUACACUUUUCGUGUUUGUGGCAGAGGAGAGUCGGCGACACCAUGGUCAGCCUGGGGCGUCCCAAAAGUAGCUUCUACAUCAAUUAGUCAUUAUCAAUGGGAGACAUCAGAUAACAAUGCAUACACCUUGAGCAAUGAAAACAAAACCGCCACCCGCACGUCAGAAGGUGUCACACAUGUUCUGUACUCAAACAAGCCAAGUUUUCUGCCUGGCAACAUGUUGACCAUUAAAGUGCUGGAUGAUGCUGACAAGUCGCCAGGGGAUGGCCUGUGUAUUUCACUUGAUAACAAAGCCAAAGAGGCUUUUGGCCAGGAUGGCUUUGUCUACGUUAAUCUCUAUGGCAAUGUAUACGUAGAUGGCCAGGAGAUGACGAUGCAGCUUCCAGAGAUUAAAAAGGGCUCCAUAGUUGCCUUCCAGGCAGAGUCGCUGCCUAACGGCAAAGUCAGAAUCAGCAUUCAAACAGAAGAGAAGGAAGUGACCUUUGAUUGGAAAGUGGAUGCACUUGGUGGAGGGGACAGCGUUGACAAUGGCAGUGUGCUGAGCACGGGCAGGAAUUGUGCAAAGGGACAAGCAGAGUUCUAUUUUGGCAUCAAAUUCAGCCAGGAGGACUGGAAAAUUGCAGUAGACUAA